AUGCGGGUCCUGAGCCUCCCCACCCUCAUCCUGCUGCUCUCAGGGGCGCUGGUCCUGACCCCCAGCUGGGCCGAGGAAGGCUGCGCUCCCGCCGGCUGCCCUCUAGGCGGGGCUGACCGCGGGGCGGGGUCAGGGUCUCACACCUUCCAGAGGAUGAUUGGCUGCGACCUGGGACCCGACGGGCGCCUCCUCCGCGGGUACCUGCAAUACGCGUAUGACGGCGCCGACUACAUCGCCCUGAACGAGGACCUGACCUCCUGGACCACAGCCGACAUGGCGGCUCAGAUCACCAGGCGCAAGUGGGAGGCGGCCGGUGGGGCAGAGCUUGUGAGGAGCUACCUGGAGGGGGAGUGCAUGGAGUGGCUCCAAAUUCACCUGGAGAAAGGGAAGGAGACCCUGCAGCGCACAGACCCUCCAAAGACACACGUGACCCACCACCCUGUCUCUGAGCAUGAGGUCACCCUGAGGUGCUGGGCGCUGGGCUUCUACCCUGCGGACAUCAGCCUGACCUGGCAGCGUGACGGGGAGGACCAGACCCAGGACAUGGAGCUGGUGGAGACCAGGCCUGCGGGCGACGGGACCUUCCAGAAGUGGGCGGCCGUGAGGGUGCCCCCUGGAGAGGAGCAGAGAUACACGUGCCAUGUGCAGCACGAGGGGCUGCCUGAGCCCCUGACCCUGAGAUGGGGUGGGAAAGGAGGGAGCUACGCUCAGGCUGCCAGCAGUGACAGCGCCCAGGGCUCUGAUGGGUCUCUCUCGGCUUCUAAAGCGUGAGGCAGCUGCCUCGUGGGGACUAAGUGAUGGAAGAUGUGUUCACGCUCCCACUUCCUGGCUCAAGAACCUCUUAUUGGGGGGCUGUCCCCACCCUGCUCUCCACACUUUCCUGUUGCAGAGUCGGGCUGGGCCCUCCCCAUCAUGCCUUUACUCCCUGGGGCUCUGAGCUGCCACUUCCUGCUCCGUAUUGAAAAUAGACUCUGAUGUUACUGUG
Molecule: messenger RNA, 985 nt
Organism: Myotis davidii
Lineage: Eukaryota; Metazoa; Chordata; Mammalia; Chiroptera; Vespertilionidae
Product: patr class I histocompatibility antigen, B-2 alpha chain-like
Exons: 6
Coding region: 1-771 (256 amino acids)
Biological process (GO): antigen processing and presentation of endogenous peptide antigen via MHC class I via ER pathway, TAP-independent; immune response; antigen processing and presentation of endogenous peptide antigen via MHC class Ib
Cellular component (GO): external side of plasma membrane
Molecular function (GO): peptide antigen binding; signaling receptor binding
Source: RefSeq, a predicted model, not a curated record